AUGGCCACAGAGCUCGGCACCUCCAAGUCCCCGCAAAACGGACAGAAGGGCUUCGUCUCCGUCGGUUCACAGACACAGGGUGAUUCGCCUUCGAACCAGGCUCCUACUGAGGCCAAACAAAACCUCCAGAAGGAGAGUAAGGGCAAGCCGGAUGGGAUGAAGGGGGAUUCGAAGGAGGCGAGGGCCGCGGGGGGUGGUCAGAAGGCAGGAACUUCUGGUCAGAAGUGA
Neurospora tetraspora is the source of this 228-nucleotide messenger RNA. RefSeq lists its product as uncharacterized. Lineage: Eukaryota; Fungi; Ascomycota; Sordariomycetes; Sordariales; Sordariaceae. The transcript has 2 exons. The record is from RefSeq and is a predicted model, not a curated record. Bases 1 to 228 code for a protein of 75 amino acids.